Molecule: messenger RNA, 270 nt
Organism: Rangifer tarandus platyrhynchus (Svalbard reindeer)
Lineage: Eukaryota; Metazoa; Chordata; Mammalia; Artiodactyla; Cervidae
Source: the annotation of a GenBank genome assembly
AUGGUUCAGAAUCUGGGGGAGGCCCAGACAUCACAGGAGGCCGCCAGCGCUUCCCGCUCCGGCCCGCGGGCAGCCCUGGAAGCCUGUGCGGAGGCUUGGAGACGCAGCUGCGCCGCGCGUGCUACGGGUGGCGGCGGCCCCUGCGGAGACGCCCAGGCCCAAACCGUGCAAUGCGAGCCCCUCGCAGGGGGAGUGAACACCGCUUACUUCUGGAGAAAGCCGGGAAGGUCUCCUGCCUCAUGGGCUCGAAAGAUGGUCAGCAGCUAUUGA